GUUGAUGACGAAAGACUUGGGGCGGGUUUUGUCGAUGUAGUCCACUUCCUGCUUCUCUGCCCUGGUUUCGUCUCAACAGCUGCAUCAGCCCUUUAUCCGACGAAAGACACAAUGUCACAUCAAACGGGCAUUCAAGCGGGUAAUGAUGUGAAGGAUGUCUUUGCCAGUGCCAGGAGCGGAGACCAAUAUCGGGUCUUAAAGGUCAUCCUUGAGGGUGAGCAGCUGACUAUGGGUCCCACCAGGAAAGCAUCAAAGAAGUGGGACCAGGAGUAUGAUUCCUUAGUGCUGCCCCUCCUCGAGGAUGACGUGCCCUGCUAUAUUCUGUACCGGCUGGACUCCACUAACAACCAGGGCUACGAGUGGGUCUUCCUGGCCUGGUCACCUGACCACUCUACAGUGCGACAUAAAAUGUUAUAUGCUGCUACCAGAGCCACACUGAAGAAAGAGUUUGGAGGUGGGAUCAUCAAGGAUGAGAUUUUUGGUACCACAAAGGAUGAAAUGACUCUCAGUGGAUACAGGAAAUAUCUGACCUCGCAGGCUGCUCCACUGCCCCUCACUGCUGCAGAGGAGGAACUGAGACAGAUUAAACUAAAUGAGGUGCAGACGGAUAUCAGCGUGGAUACCAAGCAGCAGACUCUGCAGGGAGUGGCCUUCCCUAUUCACAAAGACGCUGUUGCAGCACUUGAACGCUUUAGGGACAAAAGAAUCAAUUACGUACAACUGGAAGUAGACGCUUCACAGGAGCUGAUACGGUUGUGCAACACUGAGCCAACAGAGGUUAAAGACCUGCCAAUGAGAAUCCCUAAAGAAUCAGCACGCUACCACUUCUUCCUCUACAAACAUUCCCAUGAAGGCGACUAUUUAGAGUCCACAGUCUUCAUUUACUCUAUGCCCGGGUACAAUUGUAGCAUCCGAGAGAGGAUGCUGUAUUCUAGCUGCAAAAAUCCCUUGGUCGACAUGGUGGAAAACAAUCUCCAGAUUGAGAUUGAGAAAAAGUUGGAGAUUGACAAUGGUGAUGAAUUGACUGGUGAUUUCCUGUACGAGGAGGUGCAUCCCAAGCAGCAUGCACACAAGCAGGCCUUCGCCAAGCCCAAAGGCCCUGCUGGGAAGAGGGGUUACCGCCGCAUCACCCGACCCCCCGCAGAGGGAGAGGAGGAAGAUUAAACAGACCUCAGCACCCGACCACCACCUCCACCCCGAGCACGUGGUGGGGGGGGGGAAAUCAUAUUUGACACGCUUGUUUAAAAGAAUAA
This is a messenger RNA of Perca flavescens (yellow perch), 1253 nucleotides long. RefSeq names its product twinfilin actin-binding protein 1a (gene twf1a). The record is from RefSeq and is a predicted model, not a curated record. Gene Ontology annotation, cellular component: myofibril; actin filament; cytoplasm. Gene Ontology annotation, molecular function: actin filament binding; actin monomer binding. Bases 112 to 1164 code for a protein of 350 amino acids. NCBI's taxonomy places the organism in Eukaryota, Metazoa, Chordata, Actinopteri, Perciformes, Percidae. The transcript is spliced from 9 exons. Gene Ontology annotation, biological process: regulation of lamellipodium assembly; positive regulation of neuron projection development; actin filament depolymerization.